AUGACGAACCAGGGGUAUACCAACAGGCUGAGUGCAUCCUGGCAAGCUGAACCCCAAGGACAAGACAGUUACAGGCUCCUCCUGUAUCACUGGGGGUCAGGUCUUGUGGCGGCCAAUGUAUCCGUUGGGAAAGGCACCAGCAAAUUCACCUUUUCUGGCCUGGCUCCAGGACACAAAUACCUGCUGGAAGUGGUGUCCGUGUCGGGGCCCUACGCAGCCUCCGCGGGGAACAUCAGCGACUGGACAAAGCCAAUCCCGGUGGAGGAUGUGCAAUGCCUACCGGAGUCAAGGAGCCUUUACUUGAACUGGAGCAGCUCUCCUGGAGACGUGGAGGCUUACGAGGUGGUGACAGAGAGACUUCCUGAUGGACCUCCCACCUCCAAGUAUGUCAUGAGCAUCCCUACAAGCAAGGCCAGUCUGGAGGGGCUAGAGCCAAACUCUUCCUACCGAAUCGUUGUGAGCACAGUGGGCAUGAACAUGAUGAGGAGCCAGGCUGUUACUCUGUUCUGCAACACAACAGUGGAGGCCCUGCCUCCACCCCUGCGAGCAGACGUGUUCCGGGUGGAGGCCAGCUCCACAGUUAUCAUUUCAUCUGACCUGUUCAGUGAGGAGAAUGGACAGAUCGAGUAUUACGGUGUCAUUGCUACCACUAAUGACUCGUUGCUGAGGCCCACCCAGGAAAUCAUGUCCAGCACAUGGUAUGACCACUAUUAUGGGACUGAAGACUCCUACCUGGCUGUGCUAAUCCCCAACCCCUUCCAUCCGAGCCCCGGGAGCUCCCCGGAAACCUGGCGAGUGCCAGUGGGAACAGACGAGUGCGGCCGGUCCAGGGCAACAUGCAAUGGGAAGCUGAAAGCCAAUGAACAGUACAGGUUCAGCAUUGCUGCCUUCACCAAAUACGACCCUGUAGCCCCUGCAGUGACGUUCACCAUGUUCUCGGCUGCUGGAUCUGGUGCGGAUGCAGCUCCACUCUCAAUACCAAUAAUCUCUGGAAUCAUCGUGGGAUUUCUUUUGACGCUCGCAGCUGUUUUUGCUUUGGUCUACUGGAAACAGCUCAGAGCAAAGAGGACCAGGAAGAGCAGCCUGCCCCAGGAAAUGGUGACCUACAGCCUGAGAAACAUCCAUCGGCCAAUUCCCAUACAGAACUUCAAGCAGUACUAUGAGAUGAAGACAGCAAGUGCUAACCAUGCUUUUUUCCAGGAGUUUGAGGAGCUGAAGGAAGUUGGGAAGGAGCAGCCAAAGGUGGAAGCCGAGCUCCCAGCAAAUGUCUCCAAGAACAGAUAUCCCCAUGUGCUGCCCUAUGAUCACUCCCGGGUCAAGCUGAGCCAAGUGGGGGAAGAUCCACACUCGGACUACAUCAAUGCUAACUUCAUGCCUGGCUAUACAUCCCAGCAGGAGUUCAUUGCCACCCAGGGGCCCCUGAAGAAAACGAUAGAGGACUUCUGGAGGCUGGUGUGGGAGCAGAACGUCUGCAACAUCAUCAUGCUGACAGUGUGCAUGGAGAACGGGCGGGUCCUCUGUGAUCAUUACUGGCCAUCCGAAUCUGCCCCAGUCUCCUACGGGCAGGUCCGGAUCCACCUGCUGACGCAGAGCAGCUCCGAGGAGUGGACCAUGCGCAAGUUCAGGCUGUGGCACACCAUCACCACCCCCUGGCAGGAGGGUCUUCAGGCAGAGCGGCACGUGUCCCACCUGCACUACACGGCAUGGCCCGACCACGGGAUCCCAGAGUCCACGACUUCCAUUAUGACCUUCAGAGAGCUGGUUCGGGAACAUAUCCAGAGCACCAAGGAUGCGGGGCCGACCCUUGUGCACUGCAGUGCUGGGGUGGGCCGCACAGGCACCUUCAUUGCUCUGGACCGGCUGCUGCAGCAGAUGAAGCAGGAGAAGGUGGUGGACACGUUUGGUGUUGUUUAUGCCUUGCGGAUGAACCGUUACCUGAUGAUUCAGACGCUGUCCCAGUACAUCUUCCUGCACAGCUGUAUCCUGGAGAAGAUCCUGGAGGAGCCACUCCUGGGUUUAUCAGGGACAGAGAGGUCCUGCCCCAUCCCUCUGAAAAGCUUUGCUCAGCACUAUGCUCAGAAGGCAGCCAAGUCCCACGUGGGCUUCCUGAGAGAGUAUGAGAACCUCCUAGAGGUUAUCAAGGAAGAAGCCAGCUCUGCAACACCAUCUUCAGGCAACCAGCAGGCACGGCCCUCUUCCAGCAUCCUCCCAUAUGAUCGCUCCAGAGUGAAGUUUUCCCUGCUGGAACAGGGCCCUUUCUCAGGUCUCCUGCAGGUGUGGCACGUCCCGGGCUGCAGCUCCAGCAGGGAGUAUCUGGCUGUCCAGGGGCCUGACAAGUUGACCAUAGAGGACUUCUGGACCCUGGUGUGGGAACAAGAUGUUCACACCAUUCUAACACUUCUCCCGUGGCAGGAGAAGGGGGAGGUCCCAAAUGACAUGUGCUGGCCCCUGGAAGGAGACUCUCUCUGCACAAAGAUGCUGAACAUCCAGUGUGGCACAGAGAAGCUCGUGUCUGGAUGGAGGUGUAUCCAGCUCAAAAUGAAGCAUGAGAAGAAAGCGAAGGAGAGGCAGGUACAACAGUUCCUAUACACGCUCUGGAGCAGCAAGAAGCAGCCAGAUGUCCAGAGCCUGGUGGAGCUCCUCACUGCUGUCACACGGUGCAUGCCCCACCGAAAGAGAGCCGGUCCUCUCCUGCUGCACUGCAGUGGUGGCGUGAGCCAAAUGGGGACGCUGAUCUCCCUGGAUUGCCUGUUGCACCAGAUGAAGGCAGAGAGAACCGUGGAUGUCUAUGGCGUGACCCUCCAGGUGUCGAGAAGCUGCUGCCUCAUGACCCCGACGCUGGACCAGUACAUGUUCCUGUACACCUGCAUCCGGGACAUCAUCGCUCAGAAGCAGCCCUAACACUGCUCGGCACUUCCUGGCACCCUCCUGCCCUCCACCUCUGUGG
Molecule: messenger RNA, 2947 nt
Organism: Nestor notabilis (Kea)
Lineage: Eukaryota; Metazoa; Chordata; Aves; Psittaciformes; Psittacidae
Product: receptor-type tyrosine-protein phosphatase V-like
Exons: 23
Coding region: 1-2901 (966 amino acids)
Biological process (GO): protein dephosphorylation; angiogenesis
Molecular function (GO): cadherin binding; protein tyrosine phosphatase activity
Source: RefSeq, a predicted model, not a curated record